Messenger RNA from Canis lupus familiaris (dog), 5477 nucleotides. RefSeq names its product CD226 molecule (gene CD226). The record is from RefSeq and is a predicted model, not a curated record. Gene Ontology annotation, cellular component: external side of plasma membrane. The transcript is spliced from 7 exons. NCBI's taxonomy places the organism in Eukaryota, Metazoa, Chordata, Mammalia, Carnivora, Canidae. Gene Ontology annotation, biological process: cytokine production; positive regulation of mast cell activation; positive regulation of natural killer cell cytokine production. Bases 886 to 1899 code for a protein of 337 amino acids.
CCAGAACUGCCUUCUCCUCUGCAGGCCCUGCGAAUUGCACAAACUCCACCCCCCAGCCACAAUCCUUCAUGGUGGUUUGACCAAUGGGAAAAUCUUCACUCUCCAGUAGAUAAAAAGAACAAGUAAAACGAGCCCUGUUGUCCUCUGGAACAAGGUAGAAACAAUUGUGUUUUGAAGACACAGAAGCUGCUAAGUUUGCAGGGACAGUUCUUAGCAAAUGUCAACUUUUCGUGUGCUUUCUGUGUCAGAGCAGGUGAUUAAAACACAAAACGAAAGAGAGUCUCUAGAAGGUGGGAUGGAAACAUGCUCAGAUAUGGGCAGAGAUAAGAAGCCUGCACCUCAGAGGCUGCCAAAUACCAACUGCUUUGACUGGCAGGGAAACGAAUGGGGAAGAAAAGGCAAAAUAACCAACUGAAAAUUUCAAGUUAGAACAGAGAAUGAGAAGUACAUCCUUUCCAACAGUAGCAUUUUACAGGGGUGGGGAAGAGAGGGGCAGAACUAGAUCUGAGUGUGGGAUGGGUCUGGGUGGCUGCAGUGGUUAAGAGGCUUCCAGAAGCAGGUACACUCCCUGACUGGUUUUAAUUCUUCAAAAAAAUAAAUAAAUAAAAGGCACUGCUUAGUGAAAUAUUAGUGCUUUACUGCAGCCCUUGUCCGGAGGGACUCUAGAGAGAAGAUCCCAACAGCCUGGGGCCCUGGGGCCAAAGGCCCAGCCGUUCCUGAAGUGCCGCCAACCGAGGGAGGACAGCAGCGAGAUUGCCAGGGACGGGACGGGCCGAGCUAAGGAGGCCACGCCAAACAGGAAGCCCACACCCAGACACACAUCUGGAAAGGAGAGAGAGCGAGCAGAACUAACGUCAAGAUCAGCCUUCCAAACGGUUUCCAGAGAUGGAUUAUCUUACUUUCUUCUUGGCUAUUCUUCACGUAUACAGAGCUCUAUGCGAAGAGAUGUUUUGGGACACAACUGUUAAACUUGCUGAAAAUAUGAGUCUACAGUGUAUAUACUCAUCACUGGACACCUUAACCCAGAUGGAGUGGUUCAAGAUCAAUACAACAAGCAGAGAGCUUAUAGCCAUUUUCAGCCCUAUUUAUGGUGGGGUUGUAAAACAACCCUAUACUUACAGGGUUUACCUUUUAAAUUCUACUGCGGCUCCUAAUGAUAUGACCCUGUACUUUCAUAAUGCCUCUGAGGCUGAUAUUGGCUUCUAUUCUUGCUUUCUUCAUACUUUCCCACAUGGACAUUGGGAAAAAGUAAUCCAGGUGGUUGCAUCAGAUAGUUUUGAGAUAGCUGCACCAUCAAAUAGGCACAUAGUCUCCGAACCUGGAAAAAAUGUCACGCUCACCUGUCAGCCUGCCGGGAAGUGGCCAGUACAACAAGUUACAUGGGAAAAGAUCCAGCCCCAUCAGAUCGACAUCUUGACUAUCUGUAACUUGUCCCAAGGGAAGAGUUAUGCUUCAAAGUACCAAAGAGAGAUAUGGAGCAGCUGUAGUCAGGACAUGAGGAGCACCUUCAUCAUCAUGCCCCAUGUUACGGCCUCUGACUCGGGACUUUACCGCUGUUGUUUCAAGGCCAGCACAGGAGACAGCGAAACAUUUGUGAUGAGGUUGACUGUUACCGAUGGUGAGUACAAUGGUAAAACUGAUAACCAAUACAUUCUCUUUGUGGCUGGAGGGGCAGUUUUAUUGUUGCUGCUUGUUAUCCUAAUUACCACCAUCAUUGUCAUUUCUUAUAAAAGGAGAAGGAGACAGAAAGAAUUAUUUAAAGAGUCCUGGGGUGCACAGAAUAAGGCAGGCAACAACUAUAGAAAUCCCAACCCUACCAAUCAAUCAUCGGAUGGUGCCACAGAGGAUGUUUAUGUCAACUACCCAGCCUUCUCUCAUAGGCCAAAGACCAGAAUCUAAGCUUUUUUCUUGAUCUAAGCAAAUUUAUGAUGACUGUUAUGUAUGUGAAUCUUUAUAUAAUCUUUUCCCACUAUUCAGUGCCUACCCUGGAUACCAGUUGACUAAAUGUAUUUAAUUUGAAAGGAAGAAUACUUUAUAACCUAGAGAACUUUCUUAGCAGAAAUGUUUCAGAAAAUAUGACUCUAAUUAGCUUACAAUAAAGGGAAACUUACGGAAUCACAUAACGGAACAAUCCAGGGGAGAUCAAACUUCAGGCAAAUGUUAUUUACCAAGGUCUAAAUGUCAUCUCUAGAAUUAAGUAUGGGUAUAAACCUGUUUCUGGAUCCCCUUUCAUGGUGUUGGUUACACUUUAUUGGUGUUAGCCUAACUCUUAUACACAUGUUUCCGUUGUGUUUUGAACAACAACUGGCCAUUCAUAAUUCUUGUUUUUGCCUUGUUAAUUCUCUGAUAGAAUAAGUACAUUUGGUUAUUUGUCCAUCAUUAAACAGGCAUCAUGGCUGGAAAGAAUGAAAUGGUUUAAGUCAAUGAAGGGUCUACCUCUAGAACCAGGAGUUAGGCCAAAGCACAUUACUGGGAGAUUCAGAGUAUCCUUAGAGGAGGGAGAUGGGGCCUGGAAGCUGGGCUGAUGACCAACAAACGUGGACUGCAAUGACAUUCCAGAACAUCUCUUGUUAACCAAUUAAAAAGAGAAUAUGUAGAUGGAUCUGGGUUAGCUCUCUCCCUCCUCACUUUAAAAUCUGCUAUAUCAGCAGAGUCCAGAAGAGUAGCUGGCAGCAAAUAAAUGAAUGGUCAAGAGGAAGAUAAAUGUGAUAGGGAAGUCUCAUCCCUUUUUAUUAUCACAUGAAGUAAUUUCUGAUUUUACAUAGAAUUCUUGCACUCUCCCUGGCCUAGCUUCAUGAGCAAGUAUGAUAGAUGAUGGUCCAAUAAUAAGGUUUUUGAUAUUUAAAUUUUCCACUUUUGAGAAUUAUUUUUGUUAUGUAAAUCCUCUCAAAAGAGGCAUCUAAGCAUUAUUAGUUGUUUUUUUCUUAAAUAAUUGUGGAAAAAAAAUAAUUGUGGAAAAUCUGAAUAUAGGAAAAAGAAUAUUAGUUGGAAGUGUGGUUUCGGUUGUGGUAGAAACAUGAUGGGGAGGAACAUUGGGAAGCUAAAGGGAAGGGGAACAGGGAACAAAGAAUGGGAAGAUACAGAGAGAAACUUGUCUUGCUCCACAGUUUAGCCAAAGACAACCCUAGUGAUAUCACUACAGAGCAAUUAGUGGCCAUCCUGCCAUUGUCCAAAUUCUAGAUGGAGUCAAACAAUGAAAAGUAUUUCUGAAGCUAAAUAAUGGUCAUGAUCACUUUGAAACUCGAAUGGUCAUUACUAAAGACAGCGAUCAUUCAUGUCUCAAAUAUUUGUUACUCAUCACUAAAACACUCACCACAGAAAUUGCAUGUAAGUAUCCAACUUGUAGAUUUUUUUGAUAAUUUUAAGUGAACCAAAACCAAAUUCUCAUGUUAUCUAGGAAGAUUCUAAGCUGUAAUUUACAGUUUUAAGUGAGUCAGUGGAUGCUUUAUGACUAUAGCUUUAACUACAUGCCUGCCCAAUAGCAGUUAUUCUGUGAGUUACAGAAAUUAUGAGUGCUCCUGCUUUCUUCAACAGAAAGGAAAAAGUAAAAAUGUCUACUUCUCAUGAGGUAUUUCCAGAUUCUCAGUGACUAAUCUGGGUGAGAAGGAAAACAUGUCUCCCAACGCAAUAUGGGGAAAUGUAAAUCCCACUUGAACAGAGAAGAUGUUGGGGGAUGGGGGAGUGCACAGUACAACCCGAUGCAACUGUCCUGGUGGUUUCACUCAUGGAAGACUUUGGCAGCAGAGCCUCCAGAACAUUGGAACCCUGCCUCUUUUUCCAUGGAUGUUUUAAUUUUUCUUUAAUCUGUCUCUCACAAUAUUUACGAGAAUUAUAUACUCUGUCUUCUUUCUGUAUUGUUCCUCUGCAAAGUUUAGGAUUAUUCAGGCAUUUGGGACUUUUAAAUCCUGCUGGAAUUUCUUUGAAACCCCCCACCCCCACCCCUAGCUACUGGUCUUAUUUCACUCUCAGGUGUUCAUGCUGAUGAAGUUCUGCUCACUAAUUUUCUUUGGACAUCUUUACCUAUUAGCAAAGCACUUUCAUUGUUGUCUGUUUAAUAUUAUUCUUAAUUUGCUAGAGUUUUGUAACUCUAUACACACAUAUAUAUCUACUAUAUAGAUACUACGUGGUAUAUAUAGUAUAUUGUAUGUAUAUGUGUUACACUCACACAUAAAUAUGUACAUAUAUAUAUAUUUCCCCCUAAUCUGUUGUACCCACUAUUCUGGUUGUUACUAAGAAAACAGUUCCACAGAAUAAAAAGUCAGAAUUGAAUUAAAUUAUGUUUUAAAUCUUGUUUGAAAGGUGCUACUUGGGGGACAAGAUGCUUCCUAAGAUUGUUUUUUAUGUACAUAAUUUAUGAUGAUAUAUAUUACAUUAAAAAUCUGUGUUUCCUUUGAAUGCCAUAACUGUAAAUUUGAAUAUUUACAGUAAGGUAACUAAUUAAAGGGAAUUGGUAAGUGAUGUCAAGUUAGGUAAGUUUGUUAAAUGUCAUUAUAGAGUGUACAGUUUUGUCAGGGAAAGGAUAUAUGCCAUUAACCUAUGAUGAUUAGAUAUUGAUUAUAUUAUCAUCAGAGAAACCUUGAGAUAUUACUUAAAGGCCUUUAUGUACACUGAAAAAAUAGAAUUGAAAUUUCACUAGCUUGUGAUUAUGCUUAUAGGUGCCAGACAGUAAAUGAGGCUAUAUUCUUUAGUUAGUAAAUACUAAAUUUAUAGGAUUUUUAAGUAAGUCAGUUUAUUACUAAAGUAUUAUACAUAUAAAUUUAAAAUACAUUGGUUAUCAAUUUACAAGACAAAGGAAGAUAAAAGUAACUUUAGUAAGUUUACUUUCAUUGUAAAUAUUCAAGUUAUGUUGGCUUAUAUAGAACUAUCUUAAAUUACACCUACAUUACAGUACUUUCCAAAUUGGUAGAGUCCACUUUGUAAUUAGAAAUUGCUGUAAUCAAAAUGCUUCUCCUUGAUUUAUAAUAAUGUACUAUAUUCUGUACUGCUUGUAUGAGAUUUCAGCAAGAUUGGAGGUAUUGUAUGCUUAUAAAGUUUAGGUGGAGGCACCAAAUUGUGAGUGCAAUGUUUAACUUCUUUCCACAAUAGUGAAAAAAAAUCUAUGAAAAGUAAAAAGUGAUGCAACCCUAUCACACAAUUAAGUAUCACCAUUAGUUUCACUACAAUUAGAACAUAGUGUCUAUAAAGUGUCGACAUUCACAUUCAGGCUUUUGCAUAAAUUAAUAUAUUUUUCAACUGGCCUUUUCACUGGAAUUAUUCUAAGUCAAGUCUCUAGGCUCUAACAUAUUUAUCCGAAACAUAUAAACAAGUAUUUUAAGAGACGUUUCUAUUGCUGGUGAUGCAUAUGUAGAACUGUGGCUUCUGGAAUUCACUGCAAAGAUUUCUAAGGGAAUUUUACAAAUCUUCAAGGUUGGUUUAGAUAUUAUUUCAGAUUCAAAGCACCAACUGUGUUGUAAGGUAUAAUAAAAGACGUAAUCUGA